This is a messenger RNA of Spirodela intermedia, 1971 nucleotides long. The record is from the annotation of a GenBank genome assembly. Lineage: Eukaryota; Viridiplantae; Streptophyta; Magnoliopsida; Alismatales; Araceae.
AUGGGAGGCCACUUUGUGCUGCUGGUUGACCGCCUGCUGACUGAGUCGAGCCUGGCAGCGGCAAUUCAGAGUGGAAGCCAGCCCAUGAUACCUGGGCCAAUGGUGGCUGGGGGCAUAGUGCAGCGGCGUGAGCCAGAUUGCUUUCCCCAGAAGAGAAAUCUCGACGAUGAGAUGCAGGCCCUAAAGAUGUCGGAGUGCCGAAUUUGCCAGGAAGAGGACCUGGAAUUCAACAUGGAGGUCCCCUGCUCCUGCAGCGGUAGCUUGAAGGUAACCAAGCUUGGCCUUGACUUGGGGCUGCGAUGAUGACACCACUCUUUCCGUGAUUAUUCGCAUCAUCUCAGUUCUUAAUUGUGAUUCUUUCAGUGCUAGUCGACUCUGAUUAGCUGGGUUUCCGUUGAAAAAUCUUUUAAAAAUAAGGUGAAAAUUUAGAUGACUUAAUCAGCCGUUUAUUUCAGUUAAAAAAAAGCAUGUUCUUUUGAAGAAAACAUGAACACCUUGUGAGCAUAAUCUUCAAUUGAACUUCAGCUUCUCCGAGAUCUUCUUGGAUCUGAACCCCAAAGACCAUCCCUUUACUUCUCUUCAUUGGUUGAGAAUCUCUACCCUGUUCGUACUUUUAUUUAUUUAUUUACUCACUUAUUGUUUAUUGGGUUGAAGUAUGCACAUCGCAAGUGCAUCCAGAGGUGGUGUGAUGAGAAAGGGGACACAGUCUGUGAGAUCUGCCUUCAGGUGAGCAUUCAGUUCUCCAAAGAACACAUACGAUCGAUAUGUUUCUAUGAGAUGGCAUUGAGCUCGGUUGUUUCCGCCUCCUGGGUUCCAGCAAUUCAAGCCGGACUACACUGCUCCUCCCAAGUUGCUUCACUAUGGGUCCAUGCCCAUGGCCUUCAGGUACUUCCCAUUCCUAGAAUGUGUAAAGAUGGAAAGGUUUGUAAAUUUCUCAAGAGGAAAUAUUGACCAUCGAUCCGUGCCCAGAGGAAAUUGGGGGGUUUCUAGGCAAAGCCUGCACAGCCCUCAUUUCAUUCCAGUGGUUGCGGCUGACCAGGAUUUUGUGGGCACUGACUAUGAUGAUUAUCCCACCUCAAACACUAGGAGCAUUAUAUUCUGUCGAUCAGUAGCCGUAAUUGUGAGUUGUUUCAUCUGACCUUCCUUCUCGUUGAAACCUAAUUUAAUCCAGAAAUUUGUCGCAUUUCUAUGAUAAUCUGAUUUGUGAUGUAUGGCCGGUCUGUAUCCUAUUCAGCUCACUGUUCUUCUGGUUGUGAGCCACACACUCCCCAUUAUUAUGAGUUUCGGAGGUGAAUGGUGGUAUUCGAUUGCAGAGUUCUUGGUGAGAUCCGGUUAUGGAUUUCAUUUUUUAUGAUUUGUUUUUUCUUUGUAAUUUUUGAUUAACUGUGGGCUUUUUUUGUAGUUAUUCGUGGUAAAAACUGCUGGGAUACUUCUGCCUGUCAUCAUAAUGGCCAGGGCACUGUUCAUCUUACAUCGCCGCCACUGCCAACAGGUUCUUCUCUAAACACAUAUUUUUUGGCGUUUUCCUUCUCUCUGAUUUUUCUUUUUCUUGAUUUUUAUAUUCUAUGAGAUUUAUCUAUUUUCUGCUAAUGUACUCUUGGAACAAUCUAUUGAUGAAAAUUUCCCAAUUUAUUUAUUUCUUCCUCUCAAAACUCGUUUUGUGCUGAUAAUUUUCAUGAUUUCUCUUCUCUCCUCUGAGUUAAUUUUGUGCCAAUAAUGUGCACUUCUAAGGAUCUAUUGAUGGGGGAGUUUCGUCGAUUAAUCUUCUAUUCUUUUCUUACCGUUUCUGAACUGAUAUUGCGCACUCUGAAGAUCUGUCAAGGGAUUUUGUUCCUAAUUUAUUCUUCUCUGAGCUAGUUUUUUGCUGAUAAUGUGCACUCCAAAGAUCCCUUGAUGGUCCUUUUCCCUAUUUAUUUUUCUGAUUUUCCAACUCCCUCCCCCCCUAACAUCUCGCACCUUGUUUUGUGCUGA